AUGUCACGAGAAGCUUGGCACAAGCGAAGAGUGGGACCAUCGGGCUCUCCCGGAAAGGCACAUCGGUCUGUAAACUCAGAGGGCAAGUGGUGGAUAAGAAAUGUCAGAAAGGAGGUCGGUGGAUCUCAGAAAAGCUGUAGGAGAAGCCCUGGACGGCGGCAGAGAAGAGAGCAAGGCUGUGAGAGCCCUAGAAGAGGGAAACCCGACGAUGCAUGGAGAGACUCUGGCAACAGCUUGGCUUCGGAUCAUUCUGGAUGGGACGAGAAUUGUUCUGGAUGGGACGAGAACUGUUCUGGAUGGGACGAGAACUGCGCUGAGCACGUCUGUAGAUACGUUCCGAAUGGCUCCUGGGACAGCUCCUGUUACUCCUCCCACGACUGGCUGGUAGACGACCGAAUACCAUCGAAGCCUUCUGGUAUCCGCUUCCGCCUGGACCAGGACACUGCGCAGGUGUUGUGUGGACCUUCCUGGGCAUGGCCCGACACGCGGACGGGCACCGGACCGAUGAGACCACGGAUCGUCGGAAAUCUGAAGGAACUGGGUGGCGGUGACGAUGAUUGCUGGGACCCGCAGGGAGGCCUUGACCUCUGGUGGGAAGGAGAUUGCUGGACCUCCACAGUCAUCUCCCUGGACCCGGAUGUGGAUGUGGAGUUUUGCGUAGUCCGCCUGGACCAGGGUGAGAGCCAUCCUGGCCUCAUGCAGCCCUGGCAGAGAGUGGAGAUGCAUGAUGCUCGUCACUUCACCUGGGGCCCGAAGCUCAAACUCCGGAGCCCCCGAGCCGGUGAGGUGGCGGAGGUCUUCCUGCGAGCCUCGAACUGUGAUUGCCGCUCCGCAUCUUGGGCGUCACCGCCCGUGUGGCUCAGAUGCAGAGAGGAGCUCGUAGCUGGCCCAGACCGGCCGUUGCCUUGGUCCGACCAGCCACCUGGCACCCAGCGCUGUUUCACCUUCGAUGCCUCCAGCGGCACCACGCUAAAGUUCAGCUUGUACCUACCCACCGGAUACAAACAUCAGCCGGACGAUAUGUACGAUGACAUGGAGGGGUGGCCAUUGGUGGUCUUCUUGCACUCGAUGCAUGGGAAGAUUGAGGGCGACAACAAUCUGUUCUUUGAGUCCGACACGGCCCUUCGCCUUCUCCAGGGCGAUGAACGCUGUCCGGCAACUCUGAAGCGAAAGUGCAUCUUUCUCGCACCCCAAUGCCCGAUCGACGCAGAGAGAGGUGACGCCGCUGGCGUGUGGCUUCGACGGGGCUGGUACGAAGAUUCCCAGUACGACGAGGAGGUGGAGGUGGCUUUGGUGGAGCUGACUGCCUUGGUCCGAGACAACUAUCGGGUGGACUGGAACAGGGUGACCAUCAUGGGCUCCUCCAUGGGCGCUUACGCUGCCUUGGAGCUGACCUCGCGCCGACCGUAUCUGUUUUCGGCUGCGGUGCUUGUGGCGGCUCACUACGACCUGGAGCCCAUGGGGCCUCUGGUCCUCAAGCUAGCGGACCAAGAACUACCCAUGUGGUUCAUCCAUGCCGAGAAUGACAAUGUUUGUCCCUUCGAAGAGGUCGAGGUGCUCGUGCAGAAGCUGAGGCGGUACUCCCGUGCGGAGAUUCGCCUCACCCGCUACGAGGACAACUGGAGUGGUCAGGGGCACUGCGCGGAUCGCGUCGCCUUUUGGGCUUUCAGCUGGGACCCGGCGGUUCCUGCUUGCGGUGAGGAGGUCUUUCUGUGGCUGACCUCCAGGGCCUAG
Molecule: messenger RNA, 1734 nt
Organism: Symbiodinium sp. CCMP2592
Lineage: Eukaryota; Dinophyceae; Suessiales; Symbiodiniaceae
Source: the annotation of a GenBank genome assembly